AUGUUUUUUGCAGAUCAUUUGAGAUUGGCGAAUGGCAGCAGCCCGUGUGCCGGGAGAGUGGAGGUUUACCACGAUGGGCAAUGGGGUACAGUGUAUGGCUAUGGCUCUGGUGGCCCUGGCUGGGAUAUGAAGGCCGCGGCUGUGGUGUGUAACGAGUUGGGCUGUGGAGCCGCGCUCUCAGCAUCAGGAGAUGCGCACUUUGGCGAAGGCUCAGGUCCCGUUGUCACCUAUUAUGUCCAGUGCAGAGGGGGCGAGUCUGCUCUGAGGGAUUGCGAGUCACAGACGUGGGGUCACUGUUCCAGGUGGUAUUCACACUCCUAUGACGCCGGCGUCAUCUGCUCAAGAGGGGCAGAUCUUUUGCGGCUGGUAAAUGGAGGGAGCCCGUGUGCCGGGAGAGUGGAGGUUUACCAUAGCGAACAAUGGGGCACAGUGGAUGACUCUGGCUAUUAUGGUUGGGAUAUGCUGGACGCGGCUGUGGCGUGUAAGGAGUUGGGUUGUGGAGACGCGUUGUCAGCACCAGGAGGCGCUCACUUUGGGAGUGGUUCCGGUCCCGUUGUGACGUGGGAUGUUCGGUGCAGAGGGAGUGAUUCUGCUCUGAGGGAUUCUUUUCCCAAAGAAAUCAAAACCUUACUGCACGUCCUCAUACACAGGCUUAAUGUCUUCAGUUGA
This is a messenger RNA of Callorhinchus milii (elephant shark), 669 nucleotides long. RefSeq names its product soluble scavenger receptor cysteine-rich domain-containing protein SSC5D-like. The coding region runs from base 1 to 669 and encodes 222 amino acids. The transcript has 4 exons. Gene Ontology annotation, cellular component: membrane. NCBI's taxonomy places the organism in Eukaryota, Metazoa, Chordata, Chondrichthyes, Chimaeriformes, Callorhinchidae. The record is from RefSeq and is a predicted model, not a curated record.